Messenger RNA from Coregonus sp. 'balchen', 11267 nucleotides. The record is from the annotation of a GenBank genome assembly. NCBI's taxonomy places the organism in Eukaryota, Metazoa, Chordata, Actinopteri, Salmoniformes, Salmonidae.
AUUGAAACAUGGCUUCCUCCAUGAAGAAGGCUGCCCACGAUAUUGAAACGCGAAAACGGACUGAUGAUGUUGUCUUGUCGGACGGUAUCGACUUCAACGCCCUGCUGUUGUCGCAGCCCGUGCUAGAUGGACUGGCGGCUUCUGGAUUCAAGAAACCGUCUCCAAUCCAGCUCAAAGCCAUUCCGUUGGGGCGAUGCGGACUCGGUAUGAUCUGGUCGUCAGCGUCUACUACAGUAGUUACAUUUUAGCUAGCUAGCUAGCCAGUAGGCAACAAUUUUAUGUUGUAACCUGCUAACUUCCUGUAUUCUAGUCUCUUUACAAGUUAGAAUUUCGAAUAGAAUCUCGUUAGAAUUUAUGCUGCGUUCAUAACCAAGUGGGAUGGUGGAAAUUACUCGUUGUGAAGUCGUAAAUACCAGUUGGAUGCAUUCACGUGCUUUGAACUCGUUGUGAAACGCUGAUUGGCUAAUGGCCAACAAGCUGUGUCAACCAUUAACUAAAAUUACAGCUAUCAUGCUAAAAAGUUAAUAGAUAGUUUUUAUAAAUAAUGUUUUGAUACAUUUAAUAACCAAAAAUUGUGGAUAAAUAAAGAUGGUUCACUUAGGCCUUUUAUCAUUGUCUCCCAUAGACACCAAUGCAUUAACAGCUGGGUCUGAUCUACCUAGUACAUUGACUUUAAUUGAACCAGAAAAAAACACCAAGUGGGGUGUCUCGCAUCCUCUUCAGUCUGAUUUAACAGCCUGAGCUGCUAUUAGGUGAUGUCAGCAUGUGGGAGAAGUCUGAUCUCAGGGAUCAUGGAUGAGUUUCCCACUAGUAGGAGUUGGAGGAGCAUUCAAGUGGAUUUAUCCCAGUGGUAUGUGGUAAAUACCACCUUCCCACUUGGUUAUGAACGCAGCAUAACUCUGGCAGUUGUCCAUUUGGUUGGUCUUUCAGUCAUCUAGAAGUGGACAAAAUAUCCACAGUAAAGUAUCAUUUAAAUCGAAUUUGUCAAAAUAGUUGUCAAAUAAAUGUAAUGUGCAUGGCUCUCAGGUGUGUUUGUCACCUGACACAUGCGCAAGUGUUUUCAUCGUUUACAAAAUAUUUACAGAUAGCUAUUUAGGACAGGAAGCUGGCAACCUACAUGCCUCAUGUCUGUGUGCUGUAUUCUAGAUCUGAUAGUGCAGGCCAAGUCUGGCACAGGGAAGACCUGUGUGUUCUCUACCAUCGCCCUGGACUCUCUGGUGAUUGAGAACACUACCACACAGGUGACUCAACUCACUCAAUUUAUUGUAAAGGAGACAUUCACUCAUUUCACAUGUCAUGGUUGAAUGUCAUCUAUGACAUCUGUUUGCUUGAAUCCAUAUUUGGACAGAUUACAGGCAAAUCUUUGACAUAGCAUGGACAUUUUGCAUUGACCAAUAUUUCCCUUCCUGUGACAGGUGCUGGUGCUAGCCCCGACCCGUGAGAUAGCGGUGCAGAUCCACUCUGUGGUGAUGGCUAUAGGCAGUGCCAUGGAGGGCCUGCAGUGUCAUGUCUUCAUUGGGGGGACGCCCGUCAGCCAGGACAAGAUCAGUCUCAAGAAGUGCCACAUCGCUGUGGGAUCACCAGGUCACUGAACCUAUACAGUUUGUUUGUCUUAUAAGUAAAUAACCAUGGCAACAGUAUCAUAUGUAUCAAACAGUACCAGUAUGAAAAAUGUAUGUUUCCAAGAUGGCAUAGCAGUGCAGUCGUGUUUUAUGUAGUGUCCUUAUGUAAAUAGCCUGUUUUUUGUUUUUUUGUCUUUUUCGUAUAUUUCUCAAUCUCACUUUCCAUCCUUUAACUAAAUAUACUUUCCUGCAAUCCGCCUCACCCAAUGUGGAACGGAUUCUGUUGUUUCUUCAUACAUUUUUAUCCAGAACCUCUGGCUGAAACUAGCCAGCUACUUGCUAUUAGCCACCGUUAGCGGUCUUCACCAUUGUCCGUGGCCGUGGCCUGCACUACCUACCAGCCAGCUCUAGCCUGGACAAUUAUCGGCCAGUCUGCACAGUCUGCACAUCGCGCUAUCGAGCCAGAGCAUAUCGGAUUUUCUGCCGGAACCACUGAAUCACUGGACCUUAACACCGGAUCAUCGCUAGCCAGCUAACUAGCUACUUGCUAUUAGCCACCGUUAGCGGUAUUCACCAUUGUCCGUGGCCGUGGCCUGCACUACCUACCAGCCAGCCAGCUCUAGCCUGGACUAUUAUUCGGCCAGUCUGCACAGCGCGUUAUCGACCCUAAACAUAUCGGUUUUUCUGCCGGAAUCACUGAACCUUUAACACCGGAUUUCAUCGCUACUAGCUAGCUGCAACUAAAUUGACGUUUGUGGUUGUCUAAUCAGCCCUGAGUUAGCCUUGAGCCAGGCCCAUCUCCCGGCUAUCUACCUCUCUGUCAACCGGACGGGAACUCCUAGUGUUGACACGGAGCCCCGCCGAUCCAACACGACUUGUCUGCCGACGAAAUCGUCUGAUGUGGUUACAACAGGCUUCCCGUUACAACGUCGACCACGAAGAUCCAUCUGCUAGCCCCGGCCCGCUAGCACACGCUAGCCGUGGCCUCUUGCUAGUGCUAUAGCAGCCCCCGAACUACCUCCGAACUAUCCUAUUGCUGUUCACCGGACCUUAUGAUAACUCAGCUAUACAGCUGAUACCUGCUGGACUGUUCCUUUAUACGGUACCGCAUCCUGUUUAUGUUUAGCCUCAGCCCAAACUUUGUCGCCAUUACCAGCUGUUGUCUUAGCUCUCUCGAAUUACACCUGUGAUUACUUUAUGCCUCUCUCCCAUGUCAACAUGCCUUGCUUAUUGCUGUUUCGGUUAUUUCUUAUUGUACUAUUUCACUGUAGAUCCCCCAGCCCAGCUAAACCUGCCUUAGAUAGCUCCUUUGGCCCACCCCCCCAUACACACGGAGACCGACUCAAUCGGUGCCUCCAGUGAUGCUAUCUCUUUCAUCGUUACCCAACGCUUAGGUUUACCUCCACUGUACUCAUAUCCUUACAUAUCCUUUUCUGUACAUAAUGCCCUGAAUCUAUUCUACAACGCCCGGAAACCUGCCCCUUUUUUUCUCUGUACCCAACGCACUAGAAGACCAGUACUUAAAGCCUUUAGCCAUAUCCUUUUUCUACUCCUCCUCUGUUCCUCUGGUGAUGUAGAGGUUAACCCAGGCCCUGUAGCCCCCAGUAUCACUCCUACUCCCCAGGCGUUAUCAUUUGUUGACUUCUGUAAUCGUAAAAGCCUUGGUUUCUUGCACGUUAACAUCCGAAGCCUCCUCCCUAAGUUUGAGUUAUUGACUGCGUUAGCACACUCCGCCAACCCUGAUGUUCUAGCAGUGUCUGAAUCUUGGCUUAGGAAGGCCACCAAAUAUUCAGAAAUGUCCAUCCCCAACUACAACAUUUUCCGUCUCGAUAGAACUGCCAAAGGGGGUGGGGUUGCAAUCUACUGUAGAGAGAGCCUGCAGAGCUCUAUCAUACUAUCCAGGUCUGUGCCCAAACAGUUUGAGCUUCUACUUCUAAAAAUCCACCUUUCCAGAAAUAAGUCUCUCACUGUUGCCGCUUGCUACAGACCCCCCUCAGCCCGAGCUGUGCCCUGGACACCAUAUGUGAACUGAUUGCCCCCCAUCUAUCCUCAGAGUUCGUACUGCUUGGUGACCUAAACUGGGAUAUGCUUAAUACCCCGGCCAACCUACAAUCUAAACUAGAUGCCCUCAAUCUCACACAAAUUAUCAACGAACCUACCAGGUACAACCCUAAAUCUGUAAACAUGGGCACCCUCAUAGAUAUCAUCCUGACAAAUUUACCCUCUAAAUACACCUCCGCUGUCUUCAAACAGGAUCUUGACGAUCACUGCCUUAUUGCCUGCGUCCGUAAUGGGUCCGCGAUCAAACGACCACCCCUCAUCACUGUCAAACGCUCCCUAAAACACUUUAGCGAGCAGGCCUUUCUAAUUGACCUGGCCUGGGUAUUCUGGAUGGAUAUUGAUCUCAUUCCGUCAGUAGAGGAUGCCUGGUUGUUCUUUAAAAGUGCUUUCCUCUCUAUCUUAAAUAAGCAUGCCCCAUUCAAAAAAUUCAGAAAUAAGAACAGAUAUAGCCCCUGGUUCUCCUCAGACUUGACUGCCCUUGACCAGCACAAAAACAUCCUGUGGCGUACUGCAUUACCAUCGAACAGUCCCCGCGAUAUGCAACUUUUCAGGGAAGUCAGGAACCAAUAUACACAAUCAGUUAGGAAAGCAAAGGCUAGCUUUUUCAAACAGAAAUGUGCAUCCUGUAGCACUAACUCCAAAAAGUUUUGGGACACUGUAAAGUCCAUGGAAAAUAAGAGCACCUCCUCCCAACUGCCCACUGCACUGAGGCUCGGAAACACUGUCACCACCGAUAAAUCUACGAUAAUCGAGAAUUUCAACAAGCAUUUUGCUACGGCUGGCCAUGCUUUCCACCUGGGUACCACUACCCCGGCCACCAGCUCUGCACCCUCCGCUGCAACUUGCCCAUACCCCCCCCCCCCUCCGCUUCUUCUUCCCCCAAAUUCAGAUAGCUGAUGUUGCGAAAGAGCAGCAAAAUAUGGACCCCUACAAAUCAGCUGGGCUAGACAAUCUGGACCCUUUCUUUCUAAAAUUAGCCGCCGAAAUUGUCGCAACCCCUAUUACUAGCCUGUUCAACCUCUCUUUCGUAGCGUCUGAGAUCCCCAGAGAUUGGAAAGCUGCCGCGGUCAUCCCCCUCUUCAAAGGGGGUGACACUCUAGAUCCAAACUGUUAUAGACCUAUAUCCAUCCUGCCCUUCGAAAGUAUUUGAAUGCCAAGUUAACAAACAGAUCACCGACCAUUUCGAAUCCCACCGUACCUUCUCCGCUAUGCAAUCCGGUUUCCGAGCUGGUCAUGGGUGCACCUCAGCCACGCUCAAGGUCCUAAACGAUAUUAUAAACGCGCUCGAUAAAAGACAGUACUGCGCAGCCGUCUUCAUCGACCUGGCCAAGGCUUUCGACUCUGUCAACCACCGCAUUCACGUCUCCUGAGUGGCGCAGUGGUCUAAGGCACUGCAUCGCAGUGCUAACUGUGCCACUAGAGAUCCUGGUUCGAAUCCAGGCUCUGUCGCAGCCGGCCGCGACCGGGAGACUCAUGAGCGGCGCACAAUUGGCCCAGCGUUGUCCAGGGUAGGGGAGGGAAUGGCCGGCAGGGAUGUAGCUCAGUUGAUAGAGCAUGGCGUUUGCAACGCCAGGGUUGUGGGUUUGAUUCCCACGGGGGGCCAGUAUAAAAAAAAAAAUAAUAAUAAUAAAAUGUAUUCACUAACGGUAAGUCGCUCUGGAUAAGAGCGUCUGCUAAAUGACUAAAAUGUAAAUGUAAUUCUUAUUGGCAGACUAAAUAGCCUUGGUUUCUCUAAUGACUGCCUCGCCUGGUUCACCAACUACUUCUCAGAUAUAGUUCAAUGUUUCAAAUCGGAGGGCCUGUUGUCUGGACCUCUGGCCGUCUCUAUGGGGGUGGCACAGGGUUCAAAUCUCGGGCCGACUAUUCUCUGUGUAUAUCAAUGAUGUCGCUCUUGCUGCUGGUGAUGCUCGGAUCCACCUCUAUUCGGACAACACCAUUUUGUAUACAUCUGGCCCUUCAUUGGACACUGUGUUAACAAACCUCCAAACGAGCUUCAACGCCAUACAACACUCCUUCCGUAGCCUCCAACUGCUCUUAAACACUAGUAAAACGAAAUGCACGUUGCUUGCACCCGCCUGCCCGACUAGAAUCACUACUCUCGGCGGGUCUGACCUAGAGUAUGUGGACAACUACAAAUACCUAGGUGUCUGGUUAGACUGUAAACUCUCCUUCCAGACUCACAUUAAGCAUCUCCAAUCCAAAGUUAAAUCUAGAAUCGGCUUCCUAUUUCGCAACAAAGCCUCCUUCACUCAUGCUGCCAAACAUGCCAUCGUAAAACUGACUAUCCUACCGAUCCUUGACUUCGGCGAUGUCAUUUACAAAAUAGCCUCCAACACUCUACUCAGCAAAUAGGAUGUAGUCUAUCACAGUGCCAUCCGUUUUGACACCAAAGCCCCAUAUACUACCCACCAUUGUGACCUGUACGCUCUUGUUGGCUGGCCCUCACUACAUAUUCGUCGCCAAACCCACUGGCUCCAGGUCAUCUAUAAAUCACUGCUAGGCAAAUCCCUGUCUUAUCUUAGCUCACUGGUCACCAUAGCAACACCCACCCGUAGUCUGCGCUCCAGCAGGUAUAUCUCACUGGUCAUCCCCAAAGCCAACACCUCCUUUGGCCGCCAUUCCUUCCAGUUCUCUGCUGCCAAUGACUGGAACGAACUGCAAAAAUCUCUGAAGCUGGAGACUCUUAUCUCCCUCACUAACUUUAAGCGUCAGUUGUCAGCAGCUUACCGAUCACUGCACCUGUACACAGCCUUUCUGAAAUUAGCCCACCCAACUACCUCAUCCCCAUAUUGUUAUUUAUUUUGCUAAUUUGCACCCCAGUAUCUCUAUUUGCACAUCAUCUUUUGCACAUCUAUCAUUCCAGUGUUAAUACGAAAUUGUAACUAUUUUGCACUAUGGCCUAUUUAUUGCCUUACCUCCAUAACUUACUACAUUCGCACACACUGUAUAUAUAUAUUUUCUGUUGUAUUUUUGACUUUAUGUUUGUUUUACCCCAUAUGUAACUCUGUUGUUUUUAUCGCACUGCUUUGCUUUAUCUUGGCCAGGUCGUAGUUGUAAAUGAGAACUUGUUCUCAACUGGCUUACCUGGUUAAAUAAAGGUGAAAUAAAAUAAAAAUAAAAUAAAAGUAUGUACUCACUAACUGUCAGUUGCUCUGGAUAAGAGCGUCUGCUAAAUGACUAAAAUGUAAAUGUAAAAAUGUAUCAUAAGUAUAAUUUCAUAUCGAUGUGUUCUUCCCUGUCCAGGACGUAUCAAGCAGCUGAUUGAGCUGGGUCUGUUGGCUACCGCCAGCAUCCGUCUGUUUGUGCUGGACGAGGCUGACAAACUACUGGAGGAAGGCAGCUUCCAGGACCAGAUCAAGUGAGAGACACACACUCACACACACACAAUGGUCUUCGCUCAACUCCACCAGACUGACGUCUGUCUGCUGUCUGUCUGUCUGUCUGUCUCUUAGAGAUCCUAUUAAAUUACUAGACCGGCUAAACCGUUAAAGAGCCUUAAUGGCCUGAAAAUGGCAGCCAAUGUGGUCAGGGAGACAUCCAAACCAGUCUAAUUGGAAUUAAUGACAGUAGAGGCAUAGGUGAUGCAUUUCCUGCUUUUACGUAUGCAGGAAAAUAAAGGAAGGCAUGUGAUAUAUCAUAAAUUAUGUAAUAUAAUUAUUGUCAACCAAAAAGAUUGUCAUCAGUCAUUCCCCUAUAUUCAGUUAGCAGUGACUUUAAAGAAAAAAUAGCAUUCAGGGAUGCUAAAACGUUUUCAGUGUAAACUUAAAUGACUAAAGACAGAUAUAAAGUAUGUAGAAAGGAUAAUGGAGCAAUAUAUUUUUUAAAUAAGAUUCUUUGAUAACUAAGAAUCACCAAAAUAAAAACUAGACAGUUGGGGACAAUCUAAAAUUCCAAAAAUAUCAUGGCAUGGGGCCCCCAUUGAUUUUGUUCUAAUUUUUUAGUUACUGGGAUAGCGUAAGAACACAGCAUAAGCCAUGGCAAAAUGUGUAGAAUUGCGGGAAAUUUAGCUUUAAAACUGCAAAUUCUCUCAGCCCAAUGGCAAAAUGUGUAGAAUUGCAGGAAAUUAGCUUUAAAACACCAACAUUUUGUGUCUGCAGCCAAAAGCUAAAAUGUUUGUUUGGAGACUGCGCUAUUGGCCACACCAAAAUGGCUGACCUUUUAUACCAUCAUAAGAAGGUUCAUGUCCAUUUAUAGUAUUCUUAAUCCUAAUUCUAUGCUCUAUCUCUCUAGUUGGAUCUUCUCCUCUCUGCCGGUCAACAAACAGAUGUUGGCCCUGUCUGCCACCUACCCAGAAUCCCUUGCCCAGCACCUGGUCCACUAUAUGAGAGAGCCCACCUUCGUCAGACUUAACCCCUCCGACCCUGGACUCAUAGGUCAGUAUCACAGCUCAACCAGUAACAUCCAGGUACAGCAGGCAUCACGUCCCAGACAGACACACAGAUGUUCCAUGAUUUUGGGUCAAGAUUAGCAACAAGAUUGUGAUGUGUGUUUAUUUCACUGAGAUGUGUAUUCUGCACCCCUCAGGGUUGAAGCAGUACUACAGGCUGGUUCACUCCCAUGCCAUGCCCCAUAAGGUGUUUGAGGAGAAGGUUCUACACCUGCUGGAGCUGUUCAGUAAAGUUCCCUUCAAUCAAGCUCUGGUGUUCUCCAACCUGCACACCAGGUAGGACCCUCACCUAGAGUGUUACUGUAACAUCAACUAGCUAUGUAAAUAACUGUCAACACAGUCAUUUGUUUUGCAGUGUAGUCACCCUAUUAGUAGUAUUAUUUUUAUUUUUUGCAUUUUUCUUUUUGUUCAAUCAUUUCUUAUUGUAUGGUUUUCAUCCCUGCAGGGCUCAGCAUUUAGCAGACAUCCUGUCCUCAAAGGGCCUUCCUGCAGUCUGUAUCUCAGGUGAGAGGGCCAGGGCCAGCAGGGGGCACUAUACUAGAGUACAUUACUCUUACUAGAUUCUACUGUGACUACUACUAGUCUACUGUCAUAAUAAAACGAAAUCAGAUGUAAUAUGCUGUAAUGUGUGUGUAGGUAGUCUGAGUCAGGACCAGAGAAUGGAGGCCAUGUCUAAACUGAAGCAGUACCAGUGUAGAGUACUCAUCUCUACUGACCUGGUGAGUGUUUCAGCUACCUCAGAUCACACCUACCUCAUCUCCACAAUAACCUCACAAAGGGCUCUCCUAACCUCACAAAUAUCCUCAAGAACAGAACAUUUCUGUAUCACUCGCUAAAAGCAGCUUCCCCCAUCUCCAUCCUCUUCUCUCCCAGACCUCCAGGGGUAUAGAUGCUGAGAAGGUGAAUCUGGUGAUCAACCUGGAUGUUCCUCAAGACUGGGAGACCUACAUGCACCGUAUAGGACGAGCCGGACGCUUUGGUGAGUUCUGCCCGUCAACACAGCCAUUACAUCCCAAUCACAGGGCUAGGACAUCGGCCUGUUCCUAGUGUCUGUAGCACUCAGUCUUUAGAUUGGCCCCAAGGUCAACAGGCUGGUUAAUCACUCAGCCGUGUUUGUGGAGGUGAUAGACAGAACCCUCUAGGUGACUACAAACUCUCUGGGUUUUCAUGACAACCUCAGGCUGGCUGGAGUGGCAUCUUUCUGUUGUCAGAACUCUUCUUUGUUUUUCCCUCUUACACACACACACCUGCUAGCUUCAUGGGUCCUCAUACUGAGUGUUUUCUCUUUUGUCCCAGGUACACACGGGCUGGCGGUGACCUACUGUUGCCAUGGCGAGGAGGAGAACAAGAUGAUGGCCAUCGCUCAGAAGUGCAACCUGAUUCUUUGCGCUCUACCAGGUAAGAUCUGGAUGUCCUUGUGACAUCUUUGUGACCUUAGUUGUGUUUUCAGUCAUUUAGAUCAGAUUGUGGGUUAUUUUUAUAAAUGGAGCAUGUGUGUUGUGUUGCUGUGUUAUUGUGAUCAAUCUCCUAACCCCAACAUCUCUCCUCCAGACCCCAUAGAGCCAGGGCUGAUGCAGGAGCCCUGUGACUGGGACAUCACUGUGGAGGCCCUGACACAAGGGACUAACUCCCAGGUGUUCCCCAAGACAGAGAAAAGGAGACGGGCUAAGACCGAAUCCCCAGCCCCUAAACCCUCCAGGGAACAGGACCAGGAUCAGGACCCCAGCCCUCUCUACCCAGAGAGAACUGAACCCAGCCGACCAGGUAAGAGCCAGCACACAGCCAGGCCUGGGGCUAAGGCUGGGCCGAAGCCCAAAAAUGUGUCCCCUGCCCUGGAUGUCCUCCUACCCGCUCCCAGGGCUUCAGUAGGCCCUGGGGCCUCCCUAGCUCUCUCCCGUAAAGAGCAACAGGAUGCCCUGCCCAAGAUCCCUCCGCUCAGCGCCUUCAAGAGUCAAAGGUCAGGGAUCAUGACCUUCCAGGAGGCAGAGCUGGACUUCCAGAGCUUCAUCAGGGAGGGGCUGGGGAGGACGGUAGAGGUCAUCCGACAGUUCAGAGGUCACGGAGACGACGGCGAGGGAUUUAACGGUCAGCACAGCUACGAGGAGUCUCACACACUCCAGAAUGACUAUGUGCCGCUCACACACACACACAUGACACGGAACGGAGAGCGUCCACCAACACGCACACAGCUGCCUCUAAAGGCGAACUCUGACCCCUCAACUUUGGAGUCGACCUCUGAUGGGUCCAGCUCUGACUCGGACAUGGAGGAAGACCGGCAGGCUGACGAGUCGACGCAGAGCUCCGCAGAUCAGUCCAGAGCAGCUGAACACAAACCAAUCAUGCCGAUUCAAACUCAAUCUGCACAGCAAUCCACAGUCGUGGAUUUGGCCAGGAAACCAAAGUUUGCGCCACCUAGAAGCCAUCCCAACUCACCAUCUGUACCCCAGCCCAGCCACCAUAGAUUCCCCAGACCAGAGGGAAGAGCUGUGAGUACAAACCCCGGGGAGGGUGAACCUUCAUUGGGGAAGGCAAAGGGCAGAGAGGCUGCAGCACAGCAGUGGAGGGGGGAGACGGCGAAGAAAGUCAAAAGGGAGAAGGAGAGAGAUAUUUUAGAGGAGAGCUGGAGGAAGGUGCCUGAGAAUCGAGGGAGUGACAGGAAGAGGGAUGGAGGGAGUGAGGUAGUGGAGGAGGAGAAUGGAGAGGGUUAUGAGGGCUACUGGAGGGCCUACUACAGAGCUUGGGAGGAUUACUACGCCUCCAUGCCCCCCUCUCACCACCAGGGUUACCAUGGCUACCACAGUAUGGCCUCCAGCUGGAUGGCUGCCUACCGUAUGAACUCUGUGUACAUGGAAGAACUGUUAAAACACUAACGCAGGGCUUCACACUUAGACCAGAGAAACUGAGUUAAACUUCUGCCAAAGACAUGAGCUAUUCUGUCCACUUAAUGUCUGCUGUUAUCAGUGAAACAAACACAAAGUUUUGAAAAGUUAAAGAUGGUUAAAACGUUAAAGAUCUCUUUGUUGGAGCAGCAAAUGGUGAACAGACAUUAAUAAUUUCUUCAGUUAUUUUAAGGCAAUCACUGAUUUCCACUUAACAAUGUUAUUUUGCUGUACAUGUGUUAAUUUCGAAUGUAAAAUAGUGGACUUAUGCUAAUAUUAUUGCAUGAUAAAUAAAUGUACUACAUGCAUUAUUAUUAUGCCUACUUGGUGUACAUGUUUAUGUAUGUACUUUUGUAAUAAAGAUACCUUUGUUCAAUA